CAUCCCCCAGCACACCGACUGUCGGACGUGGAAUACAUCGAGAAAGACCCCAAAAGUUGCUCUUCCCCCCCACCCCCCAACUUUUUGAAGGCGCUGUUGCACAAAGGCACAAGCAGCUAACUUAGCUUCGGGCUAACCUAAGUGUAAUAAGCUGGCUAUAGCGUCGCCCGCGUCUUAUAACUGAACGUACUGGUCACGAAGUAGCGGAGAAAAGCAGCGAAUACGGGGACCCAGCCCCCCCACGCGCAGCCCGACACGUAAUAACGAGAUAACGUUCUGUGGCGCGUCGCACUCGGUCAGAUGGCACGACACGUCGGUACUUCGCGCAACGUCUAAUAACGUUAACGUUGUCCGAUACGGUGGCGUUUGUUUGUUUGUUUGUUUUCCAACGCAAGAAGUUGUACAGAUAUAUAUUUAUACUUAUUGGAAAAAGCGAGAAAAUGAGGUCCAACCAAAACAGGCCCUCCUCCUCCGCCAGCUUCUCCUCUAACGCCACCGCCAGUUGCCUUGACGAUGACACCACCAGUCUCAGGCAGCAGAAGUUGGAGAAACAGAGGGCGCUGCUGGAGCAGAAGCAGCGGAGGAAGCGGCAGGAGCCCCUGAUGGUGCAGCCCAACCAGGAGGCCCAGCCGCGGCGCUCCAGCCGGCCGCGGCGUGGGGAGGAGCAGGCCCCGCUGGUGGACCCCCGCCUGGCCGUCACCGCCGACGCCAUCCUGGAAGGCAUCGACGGACCCGCCGCCUUCCUGGGCCCCGAGACCCCUGACCUGGGCUCCAAGAUCCAGGUGCUGUCAGUGGGCCCUGCGCGGACCACCACCCGGUCCCCGCCGCCCGCGUCCCGGCAGCAGCAGCAGCACCACCCGCACCAUACCCGCUACCCCCCCGCCGCCGCCGCCCCCCCCACCACCGCCUCCACCGCCGCCUCCUCCGCAUCCUCCACCCCCGGACAGUCGCGGCCCCCGCCAGGGGAGGGGCCUGAGAGGGACGGGGACACGGUGUCGCUGCUGGAGCCCAAGACGGACCUCCAUGAGCUGCUGCAGAGGAGAGGCCUGUCGGGCAGCAUGAAGUACGACGAGGAGCCCAGCGACGAAGACGAGGACAACAACGUGGAGCCGGAGGCCGAGCGCACGCGCUCCCUGACCCCCAACGCCGACGCCACCGCCUCCACCCGGCCCGCCUCCGCCUCCAGCGCCAAGUCCAGCUCCGAGCCUCUGUCGUCGGGCUCGCCCACGGCCGACGGCCCCCCCCUGGAGGUGGACGACCUGGAGGAGUUUGUGGUGCGGCCGGCGCCGCGCGGCGUCAUCGUCAAGUGCCGCAUCACGCGGGACAAGAAGGGCAUGGACCGAGGCCUCUACCCCACCUACUUCAUGCACCUGGAGAGGGAGGACGGGCGACGGGUGUUUCUGUUGGCGGGCAGGAAGAGGAAGAAGAGCAAGACGUCCAACUACCUGAUCUCCGUAGACGCCACCGACCUGUCGCGAGAGGGGGAGAGCUUCAUGGGGAAACUACGGUCCAACAUGAUGGGCACCAAGUUCACCGUGUACGACAGCGGCACCAACCCGGGCAAGGCCCCCGGGGCCCUACUGGAGGAGAGCAACACGCGGCAGGAGCUGGCCGCCGUCUGCUACGAGACCAACGUCCUGGGCUUCAAGGGUCCGAGGAAGAUGACGGUGAUCAUCCCCGGCAUGAACAUGAACUUCGAGCGCGUGCCCGUGCGCCCAAGCAGCGAACAGGAGAGCCUGCUGAGCAAGUGGCAGAACCGAUGUCUGGAGAACCUGAUCGAGCUGCACAACAAGGCGCCCGUCUGGAACGACGACACGCAGUCCUACGUGCUCAACUUCCACGGCCGCGUCACCCAGGCCUCCGUCAAGAACUUCCAGAUCGUCCACGACAACGACCCCGACUACAUCGUGAUGCAGUUUGGCCGUGUGGCGGAGGACAUCUUCACGCUGGACUUCAACUACCCCAUGUGUGCCCUGCAGGCCUUCGCCAUCGGCCUGUCGAGCUUCGACAGCAAGCUGGCCUGCGAGUGACCACCACAACCACCACCACAGCCCCCAGUGCCCGCUUUAGAUUAAACACCGUCUAACAGUCUAACGCAGGAACGCUUGUUUCAUAACGUGUGUGUGUGGGUGUGUGUAAGACAUUAGGGGUGUUUCAGAUCGUCUGCAUUUGCGCGCAAUGCAUGCACGAGACUUGAGAACAUCCGCCGGAACUAGUCAGAAACACAUCAAGUUCCCACCACGUCAAGUCGGACACAGGUGCACUUCUCGUAGUUUGAACAAGCAUAGUUUGGGAGAGGGCACGCCUCAUUCAAAGGAGAUAUUUAAUUUCUCACGUGGGAAAUUCCACGUGGUGAUUCCAACAAACCAGGGCAACGUUUUGAUAUGUUGAGGGGAAUGUCUUAUGUCCACAUUUAUUUGAGACCAUAUGCACAGAAAUGCAGACGGACGGAGCUCCCGCGAGUGUUUAAAAUCAUGUGACAUUUCGCAUAGGGAAGUUAUCGCCAGCAUUUCUGACGUUUUGAUCCCAGAAUGCAUUAUGUUAUGCGAGGCAACGCAACGCAUGCUUGAUCUGAAACUCGCCUAAUGAGAGUCUGAGCGUGUGUGUGCUAGUGUUGGCUCGUUUGUUUGCGAACCGGUUCGAAUGAACAAGUCUUUAGGACGACCGAACCGAAC
This is a messenger RNA of Gadus morhua (Atlantic cod), 2675 nucleotides long. RefSeq names its product TUB like protein 3 (gene tulp3). Bases 441 to 2030 code for a protein of 529 amino acids. Gene Ontology annotation, biological process: protein localization to cilium. The record is from RefSeq and is a predicted model, not a curated record. Gene Ontology annotation, cellular component: cilium. NCBI's taxonomy places the organism in Eukaryota, Metazoa, Chordata, Actinopteri, Gadiformes, Gadidae. The transcript is spliced from 12 exons.